Molecule: messenger RNA, 849 nt
Organism: Suillus paluster
Lineage: Eukaryota; Fungi; Basidiomycota; Agaricomycetes; Boletales; Suillaceae
Exons: 3
Coding region: 1-849 (282 amino acids)
Source: RefSeq, a predicted model, not a curated record
AUGCCUUCCCCCAUACACAAGGCUAUAAUCAAGGUUAUCAGCAAAGGAUUGGAACAUCUAGAUCUUGUUCUGCAGGAUUUCAUUGCUGGGGAUUUAUUGUCCUCAGACACCCAUACCAACUUGACCAUCAAUGGGGACUCAGUGAAAUGCAUCCCUGAUAUCCUCCAUGUAGUCACUGCCCUCACUGACCCCCCCAUCCUAACCACCCCUGUCAUGGGCAAAGUGGCUGUCCAUGAACGGAUCCCCUACAGCCCACCCAUACAACUCAGUCAUGCAUGGCAAAAGCUACAAAAGGAAGAUAAUCUUCGUUUCUACACCACCUUCCUUUCCAACAGCACUGGAUCAAGAUCACUCAAUAAACCCACUGAAAUUGUGGUUGAACAGCACCUCUGGCAUGCAAUGUUAAGUGUGCAUUUUCAGGUCUGGGUGCAAGACAACAACGGGCAAAUUGACAUAGAAACACAGAACCCAGACUUCACAACAUGUGGCGAAUUAUUUCUGAACACUUCAAUGGGCAAUGUCAUGCUUAUGAUAGAGAGGGGACUGUCCCAGAUGAGGGACCAGUAUGUACAUUUGGCUCAACAGGCCAGCCAAAAUGUUGAUGUUUUGGCUCUGCUGGAAGUGCCUGUCACUCUCCCCUUUGGAUGGGAUGGGAUGCUUUCUAAGCUUGCCCUUGCAAGCAUGUUGAUGGCUUAUGAUCGGUACAAAAGUUGGUAUAGUAUGGUGACAGGCAGUAGGGGUGUCAAGCGCACAGCAGAUGAAGCAUUUAAUUCAGGACCAGCCAGGAACACACGUUCAUGCACGCAUGCUCGCACUGCUGCACUUGCCCAAAGCCAGAGUGUACCAUAA